This is a messenger RNA of Entamoeba histolytica HM-1:IMSS, 1974 nucleotides long. RefSeq lists its product as uncharacterized. The coding region runs from base 1 to 1974 and encodes 657 amino acids. The record is from RefSeq and is a predicted model, not a curated record. Lineage: Eukaryota; Evosea; Mastigamoebida; Endamoebidae. The transcript has a single exon.
AUGAAGACAUUAGAACCAUUUUAUUUAGCCAACGUUGCAUUAUACUUAAAAGGAACAACAUUGUUUCAAUCAUUUAUAAAGAUUAGUAAGAAUUGUGAGAAUGCCAUUAAAAUGCUUCACAUUAAUCCAUAUAAUGUAAUAGCAUAUCUUCCAUAUUUAAUAAAAGUUAUUACUAACAUCAAUGCCUUAUAUAUCAAUGCUUUAGAGGCACAAGAAUUAUUAACAAGUGAAGAAGUUGAAAAGAUAACAUGGAUUGAUUCAACAAAAAAUCAAUGUGAGAUAUCUAAAUUGAAUGAAACAAUAUCUGAAAAGGUUUUGAAUGUGAGGAUAAAUAACUCUCAAAUACCUUUUCUUUACAAACUAAAAAAUGUACAAAAAGUUAUUAUUGAACAAAUUACUAAUAUCAACAAACAAGGUAUUGAUGUUUUAACACAUUUACAAGUUGUAAAAAUGUUAGUAUUAUAUUUCAACACAAUUGACCAAAAGAGUAUUGAUUUGAUUGUUAGAUAUUCUCAACAAAACCCACAUGUUGUUAUUCAUAUUGUUGUAGAUGAUGAUGUUUGUAAUAGAAUUGGAGAGACUAAGAAUAUUCAUUAUUUUAAUUAUAUUAAACAAAAAAAAGAUAUUGUAAGUGAAGAAGUUAUGACAUUUAAUAAUUAUAUACUUGAAGAAGAAACAAUCCUAUUUCGAUUAAACAAAUGUCUAAUCAAUAGAAUAAAAAAAGUUAGGAUUGAAACAGAUAUUUUAGAUAGCAAGUCAUUAUGCUUAAAUAAUUAUCUAAUUUCAAAAUUAUCAAUAACAAUUCACAAAGGAUGUACAUUUUUGUUAAAACUUCCAAGUGGAUUAGAGAAAUUAAAAAUUAAUGCUCCAAAGUGUAUUGUUUUGAUGAAAGAUACUGAAGAUUGGAGAAUUGCAUCAAUAUCAUUAAAAUGUGAUAUUAGAAUAGUUGAUAAUGAGCUUAAAGAAGUAUCUAAAGUACAAACAAUAUAUAUGAAUAAUUUUAUUGGUAAUUUAGAAUUUGUUUCAUAUAAUGGAAAGUAUAAAUUCAUUGGAGCAUGCAAUUUAGUAACAUUACAUCUUGAAUGUGCUUUUGAUUACCUUGAUUUAAAACCCAGAAAUGUUGGUAUGUGGUGGAAAUAUGAUCUUAAAGAAUAUAUAAUUAUUAAUAGAUGGUGUAAUUGUACUAUCAAUUUUUUAUCUAGCUCUGGAUGUUUCAAACAUUGGUUUGAGUCUGGAGCUUAUGAAAUGAAGAUACUUUUUGAUACACAAGAAAAAAUGACUGUUAAUCAAUUAGUUGCUCAUGUGGGUACUCAUUAUUUGAAGGCACGCGAGUUAAUUAGAAAUAUAGAUAAUAAUACAUUUUAUAAACAUGUUUCAAUGGUAUAUAACACUAAACCAGAUAUUCUUCUAGAAUUGAGUGGUGGUUUAAAGAAAAUAAAAUGCCAUGUUACAAGAUAUUUUGAAAUGAUUUAUGAUGAUGAUAGUAACAACCAUGAGUUAAAACAUGGUGUGUAUGUUUUUAAAAGCAAAGAAUUAAAUGAAUUAGACAAAAAUUUUGUUAGAAAACACAUUUUGAAAGUAUUAACGAGAGAUAGAAAAAUAAUGGUAGAUAAUGAAAGUAGUCUUGAAAUAAAAAAAGGAGAAGACUAUUUAAUCUUUAAUGAUUUUCUUGUUGGAUAUGGAAGUAAAAACAAUAAAUCUGGAGUACUAAAGAUUCCUGUUGAUGAAGAUGAAGUUGCCAUUAUUUAUUUUAAUAAUUCACUUUCAAUAUCUACUGAUUCUCAGAUGUCAAAAGUUGACAAUAAUCAAAAGGUUUUGUACAAAGACUCGUUAAAAGAGAACAAAUACAAACCAAAGGAGAUGAAAAGAUUAUUCAAAGAAAAUAAAAAAGAAGAAGCACUUGAAUUGUUAGAUUAUGAAAAUGAAGAAGAAUAUCUUGAUGAAGAAGCUGAGCAAUAUUUAUGGAAAGAAUAA